Molecule: messenger RNA, 1678 nt
Organism: Mercurialis annua (annual mercury)
Lineage: Eukaryota; Viridiplantae; Streptophyta; Magnoliopsida; Malpighiales; Euphorbiaceae
Product: putative protease Do-like 14
Exons: 12
Coding region: 112-1329 (405 amino acids)
Molecular function (GO): protein binding
Source: RefSeq, a predicted model, not a curated record
AAGUUGGAGGACUAAUAGUGAAAAUUAUCCCAAAUUUAUAUAAAUUCUCAGCGACCUGAAAUUCUACUCGUCUCCCUAUCGAAAUACUUCACCAUUCACUUGAGGUAAAUUAUGUCCAAAAGAAAGGUGACAGGUCGUAGUCCAUGGCAACGGGAUGAGAAGGAGGCAUCUUACACUCCUCAAGAGUGGGAUUGCAUGAAGUAUAAUUUGAGUGAUUGCAUAAAGUAUUCUGUGGAUAAACCCAUGUUUGCUAUAUAUGAUAAAAACAAGACCUUGGAUAUUUACACCAAAAGAGCUGCAUUGCGUGCUGCUCCGUUCGUUGUCGCGCUUGUAGCUUAUAUAGGUGAAGAGAUGUUGUAUCAGAGUUCUGGAACUAUCAUUGAAAGUGAUGAUGUCAGCAGUGUUAUUCUCACUUCUGCUAAUCUCAUCAGGUGUCCUCAAACAAAAACUGUUGCACCAAAUAACAUUAAGGUUUUUGUGUACCUUAAAGAUGGGAGAUCGUUUCUUGGCAAAGUUUUGACAUUCAACUCUCAUUAUAAUAUUGUUGUCAUAAAAAUUCAAUCAGAUGCUCCUCUACCAAUUGCAUCGCUAAAACUCUUAGAUGAUUCUAUCACGAUUGAUCCGAGUGAGCGUCAUUUCCAUGAAGAAAAAACAUUUCAGCUUUGGCCACAUUCAAAGACACAUAAUCUUAUUCCCGGAGAUAGAUUAUUUGCCCUUGGACGCUAUUUCGUGAAGCCUUAUGACAUCAUGAUUGCUCCUGGUGAAUUUUGUCUUGAUCGUUGUAAUUAUGAGUGCAAGGAGCUUUUUAUGGCGUCUUGUAGAAUCACAAGAUGUGGUAUUGGAGGGCCGCUUAGCAACUGUAAUGGGGAAGUCGUUGGAAUCUGUUUUUAUGAUUGUGCAUGCACUCCUUUCUUGCCAAUCAAUCUAGUAUCUAAGUGGUGGAACCAAUACAAGAAAAAUGGGGUAACCCGUCAGCCUUAUGUUGGAAUUGAAUUGACCAACCUAUAUGUGGCCGAACUAUAUGUUAUGGAGGAAAUCAUUCAAAAAUUUCCCAACAUCUGUAAAGGCGUAUUUGUUGAAGAGGUUAUACCAGGCUCUGUUGCUGAUUUUGUCGGGUUAAGACCAAAAGAUGUUAUAACUAAAUUUGGUGGAAAAACAGUUCAUGGUUUCUUGGAGUUAAUUGAACUUAUGUGGGAUAAGGUUGGGGAUUCAGUGGACCUUGUUGUUCUACGAGCAAGUGAUGGCGCUUCUUUGAAUCUCUGCAUGCCGGUGGAAGAGGUCACACCAGAUAAAUCCUAUAGCUGGCCACUUUGGGAAAAUGCACGGUAAAAUGCCGGAAGAUAGACACACUGCCAGUUAGGACUUAGGAGCACAUAUAAGAUUGCCAUGGCUGAUAGGAGGCUGGAGAAUCAUUUUGAUAGCAGGUCGAAGUGGGAAACAUGUUCAGAUAAUUUUUGCAAGUGCGAAUUCCGACUUGUAUAUUUUGAUAGGAAGCGAGUGGCAAGAGGUGGAUUAAGGCCUGUUGAAAGCAGAUAUUUAUCUAUGAUAUAUAUUCUUAUGAAUGAUAUUUAUAUAUUUGUAUAUAUAAAACUAUUAAAAACCUUGGUUCUAGCGUUUUAAUGUACUCUGUGCAAUGUAUGGUUGAAGUCUAUAGAUUUGGAAAAACCCUUCGCACCUA